UGGGGCCGCCCUGGCUUCAGUGACUUUCUUUCUUUUUUAAGAAAAAAAAGAACCGACCGAUAAGAAAAAAAAGAACCGACCGAGCAGCAGGAGGGGUGGGAUGCAGAACUGAACAGGACAUACUGAAGGGGAAAAUAGAGGGAACGCUAAUGCUACAAAAUAUGGAGUCUUGCCCGAUGUACAUGUGUGUGUUUUACAAUACAUUGAUGUAGCCUGCCAAUAUUUUAUAUUUAUUUGAACUAUUUUUUGUGUGUGUGACAUCUGCAAUGACGAGGGUCGGGGUUUUGAGCAGGACCGCAGCGAUUGUGCUCUGUCUUUUGGGAUGCAAUGUGUGGAAAGCGGUAACCAAAACCCUGCAAGAUGACAACGCUCUAAAAGAGGUGACUCUGAAGGUUCACCUGAGUGAUGCCAGCACCCACCAGCCCCUGGGCGGAGCCACCAUCGAGCUCUUCGCCAACCACACCCCUGUAACCACAGAGACCUCAGCUGCCGACGGCAAUGCCUACCUGCGUUUUCCCUACCGCCUUGGAACCCUGCUGGUUGUCACAGCAACCAGACAGGGCUACGUGCCAAAUUCCGCCCCCUGGAGACCCACCAGACUGCCCGUGUUUUCCUCUCUCAGUCUGGAGCUGCUACCAGAGAGAGCUGCCACUCUGAUGGUGUAUGAAGACCUGAUACACAUUAACUCUGGAUCCCAAGGAUCGAGGGGUCAGUCCUGGGUUCAGUUCCAGCGUCGAGCCCUGAGCCUCCCUCCCAACUCGUCCUACAGCAAUCUCACUGCCCUGCUGACUGUGGCCAAUAACCCCAGCCACAUCCAGCACUUCCCCUACCUACAGGGCCUGGGGGGCAACGGAACAGGAAGUGAGCGUAGGUUUGAGCUGACUCCAGUGGCGGCCAUCUCUGUCCACCUAUUUGCCAGUGAGGGGGUGGAGCUCCAGGUGAACUGCCCAAUCAGCAUCUCCAUCUCUCUACCGGCCAAUUGCGGCCUGAAGGAGAACCAACACAUCCCAGCCUGGAGGUUCGACCCCAGUCUAGGGGCCUGGUUGAAGAGCAGUCUGGGCUUUGUCCAGAGGGAGGGAGACCAGCUCAGCCUAACCUACAUCGCCCCUCAGCUGGGAUACUGGGUGGCUGCCAUGUCCCCACUAGACACAGGUCCGGUGGUGGCAAAGGACAUCAGUACGUACCACACAGUCUUCCUAUUGGCCAUACUGGGAGGCAUGGCUGUCAUCCUCCUCUGCCUGCUCUGUCUACUACUGUACUACUGCAGGCGUGGUUGUGUGAAGCCUCGUCUGUCCCAGCGGAAGCUGACUCUGUCGUCUGGUCUGGAGGGCAGUAAGAGAGACCAGUCCACCUCCAUGUCCCACCUCAUCAGCAGCGAGGUUCAUUUGGAGCUGGUCUCUACGACAGCAGAACCCGACAUGACCACGCCCAUGCUCAAACCCUCCUCCUACGAUCGCCAUGACCUGGUCUCCCAUGGCAACCACAGUCUCAUGUCUCUAGGAAACCACAGCCGAAGUCGUCAUGGCUCGUCGCUAGGCAACCUGACGCCGCGCAGCAGAGAUUACCGUCAGUCUGUGGAGACGUUCCCGUUUAAGUCCGCCCUCUCUGCCGGGACGGAUGCCGGCUACCGCCAAUCAUACACCUCCAUCUGCUCAUCCAUCAAUCAGCUCCCAGAUAGACUUUCCUCCUCAAAUCAGGUGCAGGCGUCAGCAAGUCAAUUGAGUGGUGUUGGGGAGGGCGGGACUAGUGUGCGUGAGGCUACCUCGCCCUGCUCCCCACCUGUCUCUCCUAUCAGAGGGGAGGGGUGUGAGCGCAGACCCCCAGACUACCUCCUGUCCCGGUCUGUGGACCACCUGGGCUCCCUGCCCCUCUCCCUCCCCAGGCCGGGCCAGCUGCUGUGCUGUGGCUCCGUGGACCUGCUGAGUGGAGGAGACGGUUACCCCAGGAGGAUCCGGCCCACCCUGGUGAUCCCAGCCCACUACAUGCGCCUGCCGGGGGAGCACCCGCUGUGUGGCCAGGCCCUGUUCUUACAGACUGACCAGCAGAGUGACCUGGAGACCAUCCAGGCUGAGCUCAACGCCUCACACUCCCAGCAGCCCCUGGGGCAAACACACGCCGAUUAUGCUAUCGCCUCAGCCAACCAGGGACAAGGAGAGGGGCAAGGGGAGUGGAGCAGCCUAUCAGAGUCCCUGUCUAUCCCGACAGCACUUGGGGAGUCAGGGAUUAUGCAAAUGAACGGCGAGGACACGCUAUUGGCUGAGAGGAAACUGAUGGAACUGCGGGGAGGGAAGCCCCUCACACACCCGCGCGCCUGGUUCGUCUCAUUGGACGGUCGGUCUAACGCCAUCAGACACUCUUACAUAGACUUGCAGCGGGCUGGGCAAGCCAAGGGGAAUCCAGGUGGAGGAGGUAGCCAUGGUAACAACAGUGGUGGUAGACAUGUCAACGGAAACGACGCAAGUCUGGACUCCGGGGUGGACCUGAACGAGCCCAGAGCAGGGCGGAGGGAGGUAGAGAGGAAGGUAGGAGAGAGGGAAAGAGAGAAAGACAGAGAGAGGGGGAGGACAAAGAGCGGCCCUCCUGCCAUGGCCUACACCCAGCUGGUAUAUGUGGAUGACCUGGAGGGGGAGACUCCUGAGUGUAGCCCCCAGGAUAGCCCUUUGGGUCCAGGGAUGCAGAACACACAGGGACAUCAACAAGUAGAGCAGGAGGACAGAGGAGAGGAAGAGGAACACAGAGGAGAGGGGAUGAUACAGGAAGAGGCUCCUUCACCCCUCUGCUCCUCCUCCUCUCCACCCCCACUCACAGAGACCGAGGGCGUGGUCUUCAGGACUGAGCAUGACCAACCGGCCCUAUUGUCUGUUGCCCCUGACGACCACGGAGAGGAGGAGGAGAAGAAGAGCCCCUGGCAGAAGAGGGAGGAGCGCCCCCUAUUGGCAGUCUUUAACCUCAAAUAACCUCUGACCCUUGAACUAUAACUUUACUUCCCCUCCCACCACCCCACCCCAGAGUGACAUGAAGAAGGAUUGGCCAGCUAUAGAUCCAGAUCAUUCAGGAAGUACAUCUGCACUGGGAGCUAAAUGGAACUGUCAGUGAAUGGAAACGAUUGGAAGAGUUGGGACUCAAUACAUUCUAAUGUCUAAUCCUUCCUGUGUAUCAUCAUAGCCCCACACUACAUGGACAGGCCACUGACUAGACAUGCCAUAGAGACUUUGUCUGAGUGAUACAGAUGAACU
Oncorhynchus tshawytscha (Chinook salmon) is the source of this 3236-nucleotide messenger RNA. It is a transcript of the gene fam171a1, whose product is annotated as family with sequence similarity 171 member A1. Gene Ontology annotation, biological process: stress fiber assembly; regulation of cell shape. NCBI's taxonomy places the organism in Eukaryota, Metazoa, Chordata, Actinopteri, Salmoniformes, Salmonidae. Bases 267 to 2957 code for a protein of 896 amino acids. Gene Ontology annotation, cellular component: plasma membrane. The transcript has 9 exons. The record is from RefSeq and is a predicted model, not a curated record.